AUAAAUCAGACCCAGGACUUUUCUAGCCAGUCUUUUCCCCCAAGUUUCCAAGAGAAGAGAUUACUCAGUCAUUGGUUUACUGGGAGCAGAGCAUGCUUUUUAAGGGCUUCUAGAGUAUCCCCACCCCUAACCCUUGCUGAGGAAGCCCAGCCUUGAAGGUGUAUAAGUUGGUACUCUUGAAGCGUCCUUCCCUGACUUGGUCUUCUCUCCCUCCAAAAUGGACAAGUCCCUCCUUCUGGAACCCUUCAUCCUGUUCUGCUGCAUUAGGGUGCUAUCUGGGUCUCUUGGAGAAAAACCAAACAAGGCUGUUUGUCCCUCCUGUCAGGCUCCACGCCCAGAGAGCAUAGAUGAUGACGUGGUUUUUGCUGACGAUAUCUCUAGUAAGAAAAUUGUUCACUGUAGGAUGUGUCAUCUACAAUUCCCUGGAGAGAAGUGUAUGAAAGGAUAUGGAAGAUGUAUGGCAACAACAGAAGAGGCCUGCACAGUUGGGAAGAUUUUCAAAACGGAUGGCAGCUUCUGGUUAACUUUCAUGGGCUGCUUAAAGAACUGUGCCAAUGUAAGGAACAUACCGUGGAGCAUCUAUCGGGUGAGCUUCACAUGCUGCCGGGGCUACGACCUGUGCAAUGAAAACCUUUAGAAGUUACCACUCCUUCUGUGGCUCGAACGUCUGUGCGGCAUUUGGUGUCAGCGUCUUCACAAUGACUUUCUUAUAAAGCCACCCUGAAGAGAAUUGCAAAUACAUGUCAUACGUGUUUGCAGCUUUUGUAUGUGAAAGUAUAAUCACUCUCCUUUUCUAGAGUGGCAGGCUCAAAAAAUGAAUGAAUGAAUGAAUAAAUGAAUAUCCUUGACAGCAAGAUCAAUAUAUCCUACAUGUGGUUAGAAAACCUAGUGCUAUCACCAACCACGUGAGAAAAUAAUACUUAAUAAAAAUACUUAAAUUUCAAAAA
Octodon degus (degu) is the source of this 947-nucleotide messenger RNA. RefSeq names its product prostate and testis expressed 1 (gene Pate1). The transcript has 6 exons. The coding region runs from base 218 to 637 and encodes 139 amino acids. NCBI's taxonomy places the organism in Eukaryota, Metazoa, Chordata, Mammalia, Rodentia, Octodontidae. The record is from RefSeq and is a predicted model, not a curated record.